AUGGUGCUCCCACUUUACAUUCCACCUUGCAUCCACACACCCGCCGGCCAAUAUCACCUCCCACCGUCCGAUCAACCCCUCAGAAUCCAAAUCGAAGGACCCCUAAUCGCCAUAGAAAGGCUCCUGCCAGAUAUCCCAUGGCGUCUUGAUUCUCGAGAUCGAGUAUUCCCACAGCCAGCAGGCCCAGAGCUAGCACGGUUAACGUAUCAAACCAUAUACGGACGGGAUAUUCAUCCAGAAGUCCUUGGUGAUCUAGUUGUGCAGGAUGAGUACCUGGGUUGGAUGCCAGAGGAACGCCCAGAAGAGCUGAUUGACUAUUAUGGUGUAACAUUUGACCAUCUCGUCCCGGCUAGUGCUAUCAACCCUGAGGUGUUACAGAUUAACAUUAUUGAGAUUGAGGAUGAUGGUGGUGUUUAUGCAAAUACAUGGCUUUUGUUUGCGGUAGAUCCGACUGAGUUUAUUGGGAAGAAGGUACUAGCAGUGCCGAGAUGUUGCCAGAAGAGAAAGGGGACUCAGGAUCGCUGGCGGGUGAAUGCAAUGGUGGACCAGAGGGUUCAUGGGCGGGAACUAUUGAUGGGAGCUAAAGAAUGGGAGGAUUUAGUUAAAGGUCUGGAGAAGGAUCAAAAAUCGGACGGAAGUUGA
Molecule: messenger RNA, 642 nt
Organism: Penicillium psychrosexuale
Lineage: Eukaryota; Fungi; Ascomycota; Eurotiomycetes; Eurotiales; Aspergillaceae
Exons: 2
Coding region: 1-642 (213 amino acids)
Source: RefSeq, a predicted model, not a curated record